GAUUCUUCUCCCCCCCUCUCUCUCUCUUCUCUCUCUCGCAAAACACUCUUCUUCUUGUUCUCCCUUUUCUUGGUUUCUCAAUUCAGUCCUCAACACAGUACUUAGGGUUUCCCCUCAAACGGCGCCGCUUCUCUGAAAUUUUACCAAUGGCAAUGGAUCAAUCCUUUGAAGAUGCUUCUGGAGAACUCUAUGGAGAAGGAGCAUUUUCUUUCAAGAAGACCAAACCUGAACCAGUCUCUGUCUCUCUUCCUUCUGAAGAUACCAAUGUUGAUUCCAAUUUUGACUGCAACAUUUGCCUAGACUCAGUGCAAGAACCGGUUGUCACCCUCUGUGGCCACCUCUUCUGCUGGCCCUGCAUCCACAAGUGGCUUCUUGUACAGAGUGAUGAACACCAAACACAUAAACAAUGUCCUGUUUGUAAAUCCAAAGUCUCUCACUCUACACUGGUUCCUCUGUAUGGCCGAGGCGGUGACAAUAGUCAGGACAAGGAUAAAAACAGUGCUGUGCCUAGAAGACCGGUUUACAAGCUUGAGAUGGCGAAUUCAAGUACCGAUCUCCGGUUAUCUCAACGGGUUCAAUUCAAUAAUUCAAAUGAAGGUUACUACCCUGUCUCAGGGGUGAUGAGUUCGAAUAGUUUGUCAUACUCUGCUGUUAUGGAUCCAAUGAUGGUGAUGGUUGGAGAAAUGGUAGCUACGAGGCUGUUUGGAACAAGGUUGAUGGAUGGGUUCACGUAUCCGGACACUUAUAAUCUUGCAGGGACAAGUGGGCCGAGGAUGAGAAGGCGGAUAAUGCAAGCUGAUAAAUCGCUGGGAAGAAUCUUUUUCUUUAUCAGCUGCUGUGUGGCUCUGUGUCUUAUACUGUUUUAGAGUUCUUCUCAUCAGCUUUGUACUACUUGGUUCACUUUCUAAAAAGUGUGAGGAAACAUAGACAAUGAGGUGUAUGUACAUUUGUGUUGGUUAGAACGAAUCAAAGUUGCUUAAUGUUGGGUUACAUGUUUGUAUAGAUUUGGUGUGAGGAUAGUGCUGUCCAGAUGGAAAGGCCAAGUUGGUAGGCCUGAUUUGCAUGUGUGUAAUUCAUCCCAUGGGUAG
Molecule: messenger RNA, 1088 nt
Organism: Eruca vesicaria subsp. sativa (arugula)
Lineage: Eukaryota; Viridiplantae; Streptophyta; Magnoliopsida; Brassicales; Brassicaceae
Source: the annotation of a GenBank genome assembly